This is a messenger RNA of Alternaria infectoria, 2730 nucleotides long. RefSeq lists its product as uncharacterized. The coding region runs from base 1 to 2730 and encodes 909 amino acids. The record is from RefSeq and is a predicted model, not a curated record. The transcript is spliced from 6 exons. Lineage: Eukaryota; Fungi; Ascomycota; Dothideomycetes; Pleosporales; Pleosporaceae.
AUGUCCGGUCCAAAAAAGUCCGAUACUCUCGCUUCAAUUCAGGAACUCAACGCAGCUCUCCAAAACCUCACUGUUGAAAGCCCCAGGCUCGGGUUUCUAUCCCUAUCCGGUGAACUUCGGAACAAAAUAUAUUCAUACCUCGCCAAUGAACGUAUAAACCACGACGCUCCCGUCAACUCAGAGACCACAUCAUUCUCCUCGACCCCAAACUACCUGCACACGCCCGCACACCAGAUCGUGCUGUAUUACGAGAACAAAGAUGACGUUCUAUACGAACCUCCAGAAUGGAACACUAUACAACGCUACGACAUGGGCAUCACACAGACCUGCCAUCAAAUACGAAAAGAAUACGAAGCCACUUAUCGCGAAAACCACUCAAUGUCCAUCUCGCUCGACGCCCUUGUAUCUAGCACCGCCUCCCGUGAUCCCGACCAGCCUCCCACCCUUCCUUUAGGCAGCGUACGCAUCACGGUCCGAGAGUCAUCGUGGUCAACACCCAACAUCGACAUUCUCCCUUUCCUGAAGGCAUACAAAAACUCCCCGUCCUUGAAGCUGCACUUCGAACUCCCCGAACACGUGCGGACUGCUUUUGGCGAUGUGUUCAGCGUGAAGGAGAAUAAUAAGUGGUGGGUCGGUGUUGAGGAGCAUGUCGCGUUUAUACAUGUGUGGCCUGAGGUCUAUGGCGAGAGAGCUAAAGUCGGGAUUACGGUUACCAAGGAGUUCGAGAUGAAGCGGAGGAGGGGAAGGAUGGGAGUUCAGAAAGGUGUAUUGCUGGCUGCGUGGCUGCGUGAGAUGGGGUUGGAGGCUUUAAAGUGGGAUUCUUUAAGGGACGGGACCCGACGAAACGACAAUACCGGUAUCAAGAGGAUGUUUACACCUGUCGAGACUUCCAUCGGUGCCUUUCUGCUACACCAAGCGACUAGCAACCUCCUCUAUCAGAAUGGCGAUAUCCUGGGACUCAGCGGCUAUCUGCGUCGACUCUUCUCUGCGCCUACGAAGGAACUGCUCGCUUUCUUCACGGGCAUGGCUGCCAGCUAUGUUCCGUUGAAGGCAUUAGCACCGCAGUUGAUCACGGAGUAUCCUGCUGUACAGACAAGUCCACAGAGUGCUCUGUUUACGCUAGCGAUUGGUGCUCUGAUAGGAUGGGGAACAAAGGUCACGGUCGCGCCCGCAAUCAAGGACGCCAAACAUCAGCCCGCAGAUGCACAUACUGCUGCACGCCUUACGACGCAGUCUUUCUCGGGUUUACUCUUCGCACUCGGUCUUCAUAUCUCGCAGAUGUCACACCCGGACAAGGUGGCCGCUUUCUUCUCUUUCCCAGAUCUGCAACACUGGGACCCGUCACUCGCUCUGGUCAUACUCUUCGGCGUCCUACCCAACUUGAUCGAGAACCAAAUGAAAAGCUUCACCAGCCCACCAUCAUUCGCCGACAAGUUCUCGCUACCUACGAAGACAUUGCAAGAUGUGGAUAUAAGAUUCGUUGUCGGAGCUGCAGCUUUUGGUGUUGGCUGGGGCUUGACGGGAAUUUGUCCUGGUCCGGCGGUGCUUCGAGCUUUCUUUCAGCCGGUUUGGGGAGCGUUGUGGGUUGGUGGCUUCUGCUGCUCAAACGAUGAUCGUCUAUCCACUAAUGUCACGAUCCUCGAGGCGCCGGGCAAGGUUUUCGCCGCCGCUGGGCCUCCGCCUCCGCCCCCUCGAACUCCUCCGCCCGGUCUGCCAAAUCGGCCUCCUCCGAAUCCACAAAAUGAACCUGCGACUGAUGAGGUCUGGGAUAGGUGCAGGAGAAAGGGAUGCAUGCUCUCGUGGGCGAUGAGCCACGACGACAGCGAAGUCGGACCCCAGUACGACCCAGGACGUACCACGGCAGCAUCACCGUUCCAGGCUAUUGGUGAUCUCCAUAGAUGGAACUGGAUGUUUCAUGAUCUCGAUCACGUAGACGAUUAUUAUUUCGACUUUUAUAGGACAUGGGGUAUCGGUGACGCUCUCGCGAGUCUCGGAAUCAACCCAGAUGCAAGCAGAUACCAGGGAGGCCAGAACCACAUCGUCAACUAUCAACACUUCACGCCUAUAUAUAUUACGGCUCUCCAGGAUCAAAGAUACGACGUUAAUGGCAAGCAAUACCGAUCCACAGGUGCUGAAUUUACCUUCUCACUCAACAUCAAGGACGGCGUCAUUAUGGGCAUGGACCGUACGAGCCCCAGGGAAGCAGGCAAGACCAAAGUAUCGCCGCCAAUUACUGGUGACGGACUGCCGAAGCUCAACCAAUUCUCGGACGUGGCGUGGCUGGAUUGGCAAUUCAUGAUAGAGGGGUACAAGGGGGAUGUCAAAAACAUAAAUUACUUCAUAUCUGUGUUGAUCGUCAACCCAGAGACUAGAGCAGUGGCGAUGAGAGCAUUGCGCACUCGAGGGAAAAUUGAGCUAGAAGAUUUUCCAGGGCAGACGUUCGAACGGGGGACAGACGAAAUGAACGCACUCAUGGGCACGCCGAACAUGCAAGGUUUCGCAUAUCUGCUGGUUCAGCACAAAGCGCAGCUGGGCAACAUGUACAUCAAGAAGAUCCAAGUCUUCAAGUGCGUGACGAUGCGCGAGCCUCCCUGCAUGAUCGCGUAUGUAUCCAAGCCAGACGCCGCCCCAGUGGCCAACCCUGGCGAAGGCGAAGGCGAAGGCGAAGUCGCCAGACGGGACGGAGGCCGUAACGUGGCGCGUAUGCAUAAGAUCUUCGCGAAGCUGUGA